Molecule: messenger RNA, 2052 nt
Organism: Gossypium arboreum
Lineage: Eukaryota; Viridiplantae; Streptophyta; Magnoliopsida; Malvales; Malvaceae
Product: glycerol-3-phosphate acyltransferase, chloroplastic-like
Exons: 12
Coding region: 374-1696 (440 amino acids)
Biological process (GO): glycerophospholipid metabolic process
Molecular function (GO): glycerol-3-phosphate O-acyltransferase activity
Source: RefSeq, a predicted model, not a curated record
AUUAGAGUUAAUAUUUGGUUUCCCAUGUGUAAGCGACCCACUUGAGAGAAAAAGAACUUUUGAUUGGCUUAAGCUCAUAAUGGAAUAAAAUAAUGAAAUAGCCUCAGUCGUCAAAAUGUUUUAUUUUAUUAUUUUUAGAAAAGUCUUAUAGGAAUUUGAAGACAGGUAAUUCAAAAAAAAAAACAGCAGCAAGCAGCAAUAGAUAAAUAAAUAGAGGUAGUCAUUGGAUGUCGCGUGUCCCCGUGACUUUUUUCCUAUCGUAACGGUACACGUCAGCUCAUCACAGAUGUCUCUUUCCUUCACCUUGUGUAUAUUUAUAUAAAUUAAAUCUCGUGUUAUCUCUUUUGGAUCAAAUCAAAAUGCCACAACUCUGAUGUCUGCUUUGUCUCUCCCAUCCUUAAGCUGUACUUCCUCUUCUACCUAUCCAUUUUCCAUUUCACUCAAUUCUUCUUUUUCUUCUUUAAUUCCGUUUCAGCGAGUGAAACUGUUUGGAUCUACUUCUAAAGCAACGACCAGGAGUUUCUUCUUGACAGCUAAGGCAAUGGCUGAGCUCGUUAAAGAUAAGGAAUCCGGUGUCGCCGCUGCUGGAGGCGGCGAGAUGGACAUUGAGCAUUCCCGUACCUUCCUUGAAGCUUGCUCUGAGGAAGAACUCCUAUCUGGAAUUAAGAAGGAAGUAGAAGCAGGAAGGUUACCUCCAAAUGUUGCAGCAGGAAUGGAAGAAUUCUAUCGGAAUUAUAAAAAUGCUAUUUUCCAAAGUGGAGAUCCUGCUGCUGCUGAAACUGUGUUGUCGAACAUGGCUGUAGCACUUGACCUGAUGCUUUUGGAUGUAAAGGAUCCUUUUGUCUUUCAACCCUACCACAAAGCUUUACGGGAGCCAUUUGACUACUACAUGUUUGGUCAAAAUUAUAUUCGGCCUUUGAUUGAUUUCAGAAAUUCAUACGUUGGUAAUCAUUCUCUUUUCUAUGAAAUAGAGGAGAAGCUUAAGCAGGGUCACAAUGUCGUACUUUUUUCAAAUCAUCAAACUGAAGCUGACCCAGCCGUCAUUGCACUGUUGCUUGAGAAAACAAAUCCACAUAUUGCCGAGAACCUGAUCUAUGUUGCAGGAGAUAGAGUCAUAACAGAUCCUCUUUGCAAGCCUUUCAGCAUGGGAAGAAACCUUAUAUGUGUGUACUCCAAAAAGCACAUGUUUGAUGUUCCUGAGCUUGCUGAUAUGAAAAGAAAAGCCAACAUACGAAGUUUAAAAGAGAUGGCUUUGCUGCUAAGGACUGGCUCGAAAUUAGUAUGGAUUGCACCAAGUGGCGGCCGGGACCGUCCAGAUCCUGUUACAGGAGAAUGGAAUCCAGCACCCUUUGAUUCUUCAUCAGUGGACAAUAUGAGAAGGCUGAUAGAAAGUUCAGGUGCUCCAGGGCAUAUGUAUCCCUUGGCUCUAUUGUGCUAUGACAUUAUGCCCCCUCCAUCCAAGGUGGAAAAAGAAAUUGGAGAAAGAAGAAUCAUAAGCUUUCAUGGGGCUGGAUUAUCAGUAGCUCCAGAAAUUGCUGCUAAUUGUGAAAAGUCUGAAGAGGUUAAGGAUGUAUAUACACAAGCUCUAUACAAGUCUGUGACAGAGCAAUACAAUGUCCUCAAAUCAGCCAUACAUGGAAAACAAGGGUUAGAGGCAUCCACUGCAGGUAUAGCUUUGUCUCAGCCAUGGAACUAGUUUAUAGUUGAAACCAUGUCAAGUUAUCAACGUAACUGCACCCAAAGCGGUAGCCAUAGGCAAUUCUUACAUUACGUGUGUAUCAUGUUUGACCUACGUGCCUAUUCAAAUUUGAUGUUUUACGUCAUGACGUAUUUUGGAGUGACGAGGUCCAAUAAUUAUUCAUUUUCUUUUAAUCGUUAUGGCUCUCUUUUCAAUGUGAGAAGAGAGAUGCAUUAAAAUUGUGUUAAUAGUCUUGGAUUUAGUGUUAAACUAAGAUAUGUCGUUUGGGUUCUAUUCAUUGUUUAUCUGAAUUGGAUAGAAUUACUUUGAUCAAAACCGAUUGAUAGAUGAGAUUAAACUGAUUGAAUCAUAAA